Messenger RNA from Miscanthus lutarioriparius, 1179 nucleotides. Lineage: Eukaryota; Viridiplantae; Streptophyta; Magnoliopsida; Poales; Poaceae. The record is from the annotation of a GenBank genome assembly.
AUGGCGAAGGAGAAGAAGCGGAAGCAGCCUCCCACCGACGCGUCGCCGCCCCCGGGCGACAAGCGCGAGGGGAGGAGCGAGCGGAAGGGCAAGAAGGCCAGGAAGGAGAAGGCGGAGGCGAUACUGCCGUCGCAGAUCAAGAACAAGGACAAGCGCCGCGAGGUGCACGCCAAGCUCAAGCGGGAGAAGAAGGCCCAGAAGCGCGCGCUUGCCCGCGAGCGCGGCCAGUCCGCCCGCCGCGCCGAAGAGCUCGGGGAGCAGGCAAGCGAGCGCUCUUCGAACUGCCCACGCCACCUGUUGAGCUUGCAGUUUUUGGUUCGGUUUGGUUCUGAUUGCUUUGGGUGUUUGCAGCCGCCGGAGAGGCAGGUGCCCCGGACGAUCGAGAAUACCCGGGAGCCCGAUGAGACUGUGUGCCGGCCCGACGACCAGGAGCUGUUUGCAGGAAAUGAUGCGGAUGAAUUCAAUGCAGUUCUAAAGCAGCACAUAACCCCGAAAAUCCUGAUUACGACAUGCCGCUUCAAUUCAGGGAGGGGACCUGCAUUUAUUGACGAGUUAAUGCAAGUGAUACCGAAUUCCCAUUAUGUAAAAAGGGGAACAUACGAACUCAAGAAAAUCGUGGAAUAUGCAAACAAUAGGGAUUUCACCUCACUUAUUGUUGUCCACACAAAUCGAAGGGAACCUGAUGCUCUGCUUAUGAUUGGGUUACCUGAUGGCCCUACUGCACAUUUCAAACUAUCGAAACUUGUUCUUCGGAAGGACAUAAAGAACCAUGGCAACCCUACAAGUCAUAAGCCAGAGCUAGUAUUGAACAAUUUCACUACACGCCUUGGUCAUCGUGUUGGAAGGAUGAUACAAUCUCUCUUCCCUCAAGACCCCAAUUUCCGUGGGCGCCGUGUUGUGACCUUCCAUAAUCAGCGAGACUACAUAUUUUUCCGUCAUCACAGGUACAUCUUUGAGACAAAAGAAAAGAAGGUUGCUUCGAAGGACAAGAAGGCCAAGGCAUCUGAAAGCAAAAGCGAAUCUGAGAAGCAAGUGAUUUGUCGCCUUCAGGAAUGUGGGCCUCGCUUCGUUCUAAAGCUGCUCACCUUGCAACAUGGGACCUUCGACACGAAAAGUGGGGAGUACGAGUGGGUUCACAAGCCGGAUAUGGAUACGAGCAGGAGGAGAUUCUUCUUGUGA